Labrus mixtus (cuckoo wrasse) is the source of this 2482-nucleotide messenger RNA. RefSeq names its product protein PTHB1-like. NCBI's taxonomy places the organism in Eukaryota, Metazoa, Chordata, Actinopteri, Labriformes, Labridae. The transcript is spliced from 5 exons. Gene Ontology annotation, cellular component: membrane; BBSome. The coding region runs from base 334 to 1227 and encodes 297 amino acids. Gene Ontology annotation, biological process: cilium assembly. The record is from RefSeq and is a predicted model, not a curated record.
AUCAGAGUGUGUGUGGAGCCGAGCUGCUGCCAACAAUGGAGCCCUUCUCUGGACCUGGAGCCUUUUAUCAAUACACACACACACACACACACACACACACACACACACACACAUACUUUUACAGACCCUAAAAGGAGGGUGGUUGGGGUCCUGUGUAUGUGUGUAUUGAGGUGGAGGAAGUCGGUGUAUGUCGGUGUGUUUUGUGGGUGAAAUUGUGCGUAAGGAUAUGAAGAAUCCACUUAGUGCAGCGGGAUGGAUUUUAUGACUCUGUGAGCCCGUUUCAGGUCGUUUUUCCACCUCUGUGAGGACCGGUGUGUCACAGAGCACCUUGUGAUGGCGCUGGCGGAGGCUGCAGAGGAGAACCGGGUGCAGCUGGAGGAGGCGUUUGUGCGUCUGCGGAGCGCCACCCACCUGCUGGUUCUGCUGCUGUCGCUGUGGCAGGGCCUGACCCCCGAUCAGACCGCCAUCCUGGAGGCCACGCUGCUGCCACUGCUGCAGGACACACCACAGCUGGGUUGGGAGGAGAGCUGUGACGCCGCCGUCUCCCACCUCCUGAGGACCUGCCUCUCUCGGAGCCCGAAGGACCAGGCUACAUCUCUGGCUCAGACUGGAAGCCCCGUGCUGGGCCUCCCCCCAGACACCACCCGUCUCAAGAAGCACAUCACCCUGCUGUGUGAACGCAUCAGCAAAGGAGGCCGCCUCGCCCUCGCCUCUGAGGUCGCCAUCCAGGUCCCCGUCCAGGUCCAGAACCUGGCUGCUCCAGGUGGCGUGGAGCCCAUCACAGAGGCGGCCGGGGACGGGGAGGAGCUGGCGCUUCCUCAGGAGGCGACCAAGUUCAUCAAGAAGAAGCAGCCAUCAAAGAAAGUCAAGAAAGAUAAAGAGAAGAAGGAGGCGUCACCGGAGGCCACGGUCACAGAGGAAGCAGGAGGCGCAGAGGAACCCGUCAAGGAAGUGAAAAAGGAGAAGAAGGAGUCUUCCAAAGAGAAAAAGGAGUCGAAGAAAGAAUCCAGCAAAGAGCCAAAGGAGGAGGUGAAGAAGGAGUCCAAGAAGGAAUCCUCCUCGUCCUCUUCGAAGGAGAAGAAGGAGUCAUCCAAGGAGAAGAAGGAGAAGGACAAAGACAAGGAAGGGAAGGAGGCAAGCAAGGAGGCAGGGGACAAGAAAGUGUCCAGGAAAUCUUCUGUGAAAGUGAAAGAGAAGAAGAAGGAGCCGGAGGCCGGAGACGUCUGAGAGACAGGAGCGCAGCAGGGAGACACACACACACACGUUACACACUACACACACAUUACACAACACACACUACACACACAUUACACACACAUUACACAACACACACUACACACACAUUACACACACAUUACACAACACACACUACACACACAUUACACACACAUUACACAACACACACACACACAUUACACACACUACACACACAUUACACAACACACACGUUACACACACUACACACACAUUACACACACACAUUACACAACACACACACACAUUACACACACACACACACGUUACACACACUACACACACAUUACACACACACAUUACACAACACACACACACAUUACACACACCACAAACACACUACACACACACAUUACACAACACACACGUUACACACACUACACACACAUUACACACACACAUUACACAACACACACACACAUUACACACACACACACACGUUACACACACUACACACACAUUACACACACACAUUACACAACACACACACACAUUACACACACCACAAACACACUACACACACACAUUACACAACACACACGUUACAAACACUACACACACAUUACACACACUACACACACAUUACACACACUACACACACAUUACACAACACACACUACACACACUACACACACAUUACACACACUACACACACAUUACACAACACACACUACACACACUACACACACAUUACAAACACUACACACACAUUACACAACACACACGUUAAACACACUACACACACAUUACAAACACUACACACACAUUACACAACACACACGUUACACACACUACACACACAUUACACACUACACACACAUUACACACACUACACACACAUUACACACUACACACACAUUACACACUACACACACAUUACACAACACACGUUACACACACUACACACACAUUACACACACAUUACACACACAUUACACAACACACACGUUACACACACUACACAUACAUUACACAACACACACACACACACACACGUUACACACCACAAACACACUACACACACACAUUACAUUACACUACACACACGCACACACACUCACACUCACUCACACACACACACACACACACACACACACACACACACACAAAUACACACACAAGCAGUGAAACAUAUAUUUACAUGUAUAUUCAGUCAAGGCCAUAGAUCUCAGUAGCAAUUUCCUCCCAGACUCAUAUUUACAUCGUCUGGUAAUAGCUGAACUUCACA